CCUUGAGUAAGUGGACGAAAUGACCUUGGAUCGACGUCCUGGGAGUACGUUGACUAUGACGAUCAGCUGAGAGUAACAGCUGUUGGGCACAGAGAAGAAAUCUAUAAGAAGAGUGUGAAUUCCCACUGGAAAACAAUCUUCAUCACGCAAUCGCAACACUCUUCACAAACAUCCAACUUCAACUAUCAAUUUUCAACUUUUUCAAAAGUACUCCCACCUCAACCGCAAAUAUGAGAACCGAAAUCACCAGCCUUACCGUCCUCGCCGGACUCUUCGCUCUUGCCUUUGCUACACCAGCAAGACAUAUGACUCUUGCAGACCGUCAAGCAACUCUUGUCUGCGCAUCUGGCACCCCUCAAUGCUGCGAUGUCGAUGUUCUUGGUGUUGCUGACUUGGAUUGCGAAACUCCCCCCACUGUCCCAACAACAGUCGCCAACUUUACUAGCAUCUGUGCUGAUGUUGGAAAGAUCGACAAGUGCUGCUUGAUCCCUAUUCUCGAGCAAGGUCUCAUCUGCUCCGACCCCAUCUAAGCGUUCAAUGCUUUGAAGAGAACCGGAAUGACUGUCAAUUUGUACCCGUCCUUAUCUCAAAUGUAUGAGGACUUGGUUGUGGAAAUGUUUGAUUCCUUUCAGAGAUGGUGAACGGGGAG
Molecule: messenger RNA, 649 nt
Organism: Mollisia scopiformis
Lineage: Eukaryota; Fungi; Ascomycota; Leotiomycetes; Helotiales; Mollisiaceae
Product: Bhp2, hydrophobin class II
Exons: 3
Coding region: 231-530 (99 amino acids)
Cellular component (GO): extracellular region
Source: RefSeq, a predicted model, not a curated record